AUGGAAGCUCACGAGACAGUCGUCUCCUCCAUAUCCGCGCGCGUCAAGCACUUCCAUCAACUGCAGAAGCCCUUCCGCCUCUACCAUGGCGCCACCAACAGCACGCGCCGCUCGCACCGCAGCGCCGACAACACCAUCGACACCAGCCGGCUGAACCACGUGCUCGCCGUCGAUGCCGCCGCCAGGACGGCCGUCGUGGAGCCGAACGUGCCGAUGGACCUCCUCGUCGGCGAGACGCUGCGCCAUGGCCUGGUGCCGCCGGUGGUGAUGGAGCUGCCCGGCAUCACCGUCGGCGGCGGCUUCUCGGGCACGUCGGGCGAGAGCAGCUCGUUCCGCUACGGCGCGUUCGACGCGACCAUCAACUGGAUCGAGAUUGUCCUGCCCGACGGCGCCGUGGUGCGGGCGUCCAAGACGGAGCGGCAGGACCUGUUCUGGGGCGCGGCGUCGGCCUUUGGCACGCUGGGCGUCGUGACGCUGCUGGAGGUGCAGCUCAAGGAGGCGAAAAAGUUCGUGCAGCUGGAGUAUUCGCUGGCGGCGGGCGCGGCGGCCAUGCUGAAGCGGGUGCAGAAGGCCUGCGAUGUGUCUGAGAACGACUACGUCGACGCCAUUGUGUUUUCCAUGGAUACGACGGUUGUCUGUGUGGGGAGACUGACGGAUGAGCUGCCGGCUGGGACGAAGCCGGUGGGAUUUCUCGGCCGCAGCGAUCCGUGGUUCUACACGCGGGCCAAGGAGGUCGUGGAGCGGCUCAAGACGACGGGGCUGGGAAACGUCAAGGAAAUGCUCGUCACAGACUAUGUCCCCCUGGAGGACUAUCUCUUCCGCUACGACCGCGGCGGCUUCUGGACGGCCGUGUAUGCCUACCGCUACUUCAUCACGCCCUUCAACAGGAUCACCAGAUACAUCCUCGACUCCUUCAUGCACGCCCGCGUCAUGUACCGCGCCGUGCACAAGAGCGGCCUCGCAGACUACUACAUGGUCCAAGACGUCGGCGUCCCGUACGAUAAAGUGGUCGAAUUCCAGGCCUGGCUGGACAAGGAGCUGCACAUUUACCCCCUCUGGAUCUGCCCUCUGCGCAUCCGCCGCGACGACCCGGACUCUGGGCACGGCUUGCACUCGGAGUUUGCCAAGCCGAAUACCCCGGACCUGAUGAACUUUGGCGUCUGGGGCGGCGUCAAGGGCAACCGCCGCCAAGUCAUUGAAAAGAACCGCGCGCUGGAACGCAAAGUCCAGGAAUUGAACGGCAAGAAGUGGCUGUAUGCGCAUGCGUAUUAUACCGAGGACGAAUUCUGGUCACAUUACGACAGGACGUCGUACGAUGCGUUGAGGAAAAAGUACAAGGCCGAGUAUUUACCGAGUGUGUACGACAAAGUCAAGGUUGACGUGGAAGGCGAGGAGAAGGCGAGGAACGCAACGUUCAAGUCGAGGAGCAAAGCUGCGUUUUGGGAUCUCUGGCCGUUGGCGGGUUUGAGGGGGUUUUAUAGUGCGGUGAAGGGGGGUGAUUAUUUGCUGCAGAAGGAGAAGGGGAAGAAGGAGACUGUGUCUGCGGCGGAGACGCCAAAGAUCAACUAA
This is a messenger RNA of Trichoderma atroviride IMI 206040, 1569 nucleotides long. RefSeq lists its product as uncharacterized. Gene Ontology annotation, cellular component: membrane; cytoplasm. Gene Ontology annotation, biological process: steroid metabolic process. The record is from RefSeq and is a predicted model, not a curated record. Gene Ontology annotation, molecular function: Delta24(24-1) sterol reductase activity; FAD binding. Lineage: Eukaryota; Fungi; Ascomycota; Sordariomycetes; Hypocreales; Hypocreaceae.